AUGUUCGUUGUGGUCUCUUCAGAUCUGGUCACUCUUCGUCUUGGACGGUCAGAUCCGCCGUCAUAUGGUGGUUGGGGGUCAGUCGAUGCUUGUUUCUUGGCGAGGUGGUUUAGAGGCGAAUUCCUUGUAUCUUUUGUUGGUUUGUGGGAUUUUCUCUGUGGUUUCUUCUUCGGAAUGCUUUGGGAAUGCUUGCUGCUUUCCGUGGAGACCUUCAACCUUGCUGUCUUGCGCUUGUGUCUACUGAACCGUGGUGUUGGUUUGUGUGGUGGGGGUGAUGAUGUGUGGUGGUGGUUGGUGUUUUUAGUGAGAAGGCCGAUAUCUCCAAGACAAGGAUAUAAGCCAGGGUCAACUAUGUGGCCAAGAAGUAGAACUACACUUAUUUACUUGGAAUGCAGACUCCGAAUUGAAACUUCAUAUGGAUGGGCAAAUUCCAUGUCUAAAGUUUUGAAAAGCUUUAAAGAUUUGUCUUACAAUAUAAAUCAACCCGCUGGAUUCGCUUAUUUGAAAGGUAAAGUUGAUCCACAAAAAUUGUUAUCGAAGCUAAGGAAGGCAGAAAAACAUGUUACACUUGAAUGGAGUAGUUAUGUUUUUCAUAUUGAGAAUCAAGGAAAUGGAUAUAACAAUCAUCAUUUCAUUCCUCAAGGACCAUUUUAUACUAUAGGAUAUCCUUAUGAUCCUAAUGUUUAUCAAUUCAAUCAUCCAAACCCUAAUUGGAACAACAUGCCACAAUAUGGUCUUCCCUAUCAUGCUCCUGAACGUCAACAUAGUACUGAACACAUGUUUGAAGGUACAAGCUUCUCAAGUCAAUCAUCUGAUUCACAGUCUCCGGUGCGUUCAAACCACCAUCAGUCCGAUGUCGGGAAUUCUUCCUUGCCAGUUAUUCAGCCAGAAAACAAUAAUCAAACAAAUGACCAACCUGCUCAACGAUCUUCUUUUAUGAAGAAAAUUGCUGAGAAGUUAUGCUUAGCAUCCUAAGUAAUUUUGUACUAUUGCAUAUUUUUAACUUAUAAAUUG
Molecule: messenger RNA, 1014 nt
Organism: Medicago truncatula (barrel medic)
Lineage: Eukaryota; Viridiplantae; Streptophyta; Magnoliopsida; Fabales; Fabaceae
Exons: 5
Coding region: 1-975 (324 amino acids)
Source: RefSeq, a predicted model, not a curated record